CCUUCUUAUUAACAAAAACUCAAAAAAAAAAAAGAAAAAAAAAAAAAAAAGAAAAAAAAACAAAAAAGAAAUUCAUUUUGAGAGGAAAUAUACAUUAUUGCUUUAUAGUUGCAAUAAACACGGAAAAACAUGCAUACCAUGCAAGAAAUAUCUGUGCUAAAGUUGCGAUAUUAUAUUUUUUAAAUGUCGAUAUCUCGAACGAAUGUCGAUAGACUUUAUCAACACGGAUUCGUUGAACGGAGAGAUCACGUGAUCGCCUUGUGCGCUACAUAGAACGUGCUAUCGAUUGCCGAAUUUUCGUCUAUUUAAAUGACAGAAUGAAUACAUCCUUACUUUUGCGUAUCUCACGGUUUAAACCAAUUCUGGCUAGAAACUUGAAUUGUUGGACAGCUGCUAUAACGAAGAAACACCAGAAUGUUUAUGUAAAUACGUAUCCUACUAUUCUUGUUUUCCCUGAUGGAAGUAGCAUAAAUAUUGAAUAUAAUGAACCAAGAAAAAUAAUUGUCCUUCCACUCAACAUCUCAGAACUUUCAGAAGAAGAACAGAAGAUUAAGAUUAAUAGUCGCAGGUUAAAGACUAAGAUUGUUCUAGCUGAGGAGCAAGAAGAUGAUUUUGAUGAAAUGAAAUAUAUAAAAAAAAUGAAGAAAUGAUAAUUAAAAAAAUAAGAAAAAAAAACAUUAUAGUUGUAUUUAAAGGUUUUCACAUAUUAAUAAAAUGAAAAAAAGAAUUGAUGUAAAGCACAAUAACAUA
Molecule: messenger RNA, 750 nt
Organism: Vespa crabro (European hornet)
Lineage: Eukaryota; Metazoa; Arthropoda; Insecta; Hymenoptera; Vespidae
Gene: mRpL55
Product: 39S ribosomal protein L55, mitochondrial
Exons: 2
Coding region: 318-650 (110 amino acids)
Biological process (GO): translation
Cellular component (GO): mitochondrial large ribosomal subunit
Molecular function (GO): structural constituent of ribosome
Source: RefSeq, a predicted model, not a curated record